Messenger RNA from Aedes aegypti (yellow fever mosquito), 3820 nucleotides. It is a transcript of the gene Edem2, whose product is annotated as ER degradation-enhancing alpha-mannosidase-like protein 3. The record is from RefSeq and is a predicted model, not a curated record. NCBI's taxonomy places the organism in Eukaryota, Metazoa, Arthropoda, Insecta, Diptera, Culicidae. Gene Ontology annotation, biological process: mannose trimming involved in glycoprotein ERAD pathway; endoplasmic reticulum mannose trimming; carbohydrate metabolic process. Gene Ontology annotation, molecular function: calcium ion binding; mannosyl-oligosaccharide 1,2-alpha-mannosidase activity. The coding region runs from base 486 to 2924 and encodes 812 amino acids. The transcript is spliced from 12 exons. Gene Ontology annotation, cellular component: membrane; endoplasmic reticulum.
AAGACACGCAAAAUAGAAGAGCUGAAAGCAAAAAUAAAAGGGAAAAGUGACUGAAGGCUGCAAGAGAAAAACUAGGUGGCUGCUGCUUGGCACAAAAGUUUUCCUUCGCCCUUUUCCCAUACUUUAUUGUCGUCGCGGAAAAUAACGGAACCAGUGUUCGGUGUCGUGAAAAAAAAUAUGAUUUUUAUACGGAUCGGAUUGUGCAAAGCCAACAGCUCUUCCUGAUGGUUCGCGGUUCCCAAAACGGAUCGAAUAGAAGUUCUAGGAAGCUCCGCCGAGAGGAGCGAAUUUAGUGACCAAGUGUUGUUUUGGCCUCAGAUGAAAUCGUGGAAAGGCCACGGGAAAGUGUUGUAAUUGAAAUUGGUCCUUCCUCUUCCAAUUUGGUGUUGUUUGAAGAUUGAACGUUACGGUGGAGGGUUUUCCGGAGGUCAUCUCAAGAAAGAGUUUCGUGUCUCGGGGAAGAGGAAGGAGUGUUUGCUUAUAGAAUGCGGACAUUGAGUGGAUCCUGGUGCUUCCUGCUGCAUUAUGUGGCACUGGCGGUGGUUUUGUCCAACUGCGACGCAAAAGCGGACCACAUUCCGUCCGUUCCGACGCACAACAUGUCCCACAAAGAGCGGAACGAGUUAAAGGAGGAAGCCCGGGAAAUGUUCUACCACGCGUACGGGGCCUACAUGGAGAAGGCUUACCCGGCGGAUGAGUUGAUGCCCCUGAGCUGCACCGGAAGGUAUCGAGGAAUUACGCCGUCGCGGGGAGAUUUGGACGACGUUCUGGGCAACUUUUCGAUGACCCUGGUCGACACAUUGGACACUCUGGUCAUAUUGGGUGAUCUGGAAGAAUUCGAGCGGGCGGUGAAACUAGUUAUCAAGGAUGUAAAAUUCGACAGUGACAUCAUUGUCUCAGUUUUUGAAACCAACAUCAGAAUGGUCGGCGGUCUUUUGUCGGCCCACAUUCUGGCGGAGUACGUGCAAAAGCAGGCCGACGUAAUGACGUGGUACCGCGGUGAACUGCUCGAAAUGGCGAAGGAUCUGGGCUAUCGAUUACUGCCGGCCUUCAACACGUCGACCGGGAUUCCGCACGCAAGAGUUAACCUUAAACACGGCAUGAAAGUGGAAGCAUUGCGUCAUUCAAGGGAAACCUGCACAGCAUGUGCUGGAACGAUUCUGUUGGAAUUUGCGGCCUUGUCCAGGUUGAGCGGUGAGCCUAUUUUUGAGGCCAAGGCUCACGCUGCAAUGGAUGCCUUGUGGAAGAUGCGACACCGAAGCUCGGACCUGAUGGGGACGGUUUUGAAUGUUCAUUCCGGGGAUUGGAUCCGGCGCGAAUCGGGGGUUGGAGCCGGAAUCGAUUCCUACUACGAAUACUGCCUCAAGUCAUACAUUCUGUUGGGAGACGAGCGAUACUUGGCUCGCUUCAAUAGGCAUUACAAUGCCAUCAUGAAAUACAUCAGCCAAGGUCCGAUGUUGUUAGAUGUGCAAAUGCAUCGACCCCAUACAAAAACGAGGAAUUUCAUGGAUGCUCUGCUAGCAUUCUGGCCAGGAUUACAGGUGCUGUCCGGAGAUUUGAAACCGGCUGUGCAAACUCACGAGAUGCUCUACCAGGUGAUGCAGAUGCACACUUUCAUUCCCGAAGCAUUUACCUAUGACUUCCAGGUGCACUGGGGACAACACCAUUUACGACCGGAGUUUAUCGAAUCCACGUAUUUCCUCUAUCGCGCAACUGGAGAUCACUAUUACCUUCAGGCUGGCAAAAAGGCGCUGAAGGCUCUGCAGAAGCACGCCAAAGUUCCUUGCGGUUACGCCGCAGUCAAUGACGUUCGUACGGGUAAGCACGAGGACCGAAUGGAUUCCUACGUGCUGUCGGAAACAUUCAAAUACUUGUACCUGCUGUUUUCCGAUCCUUCCGAUUUGCUGUUGAACAUCGAAAACUUCAUCUUCACUACCGAAGCCCAUCUACUGCCACUGACCCUGGGCCAACUAGGAAAUCACACAUUCAACAUCAAAGAGCACGAAGAAGGCAAUAUGCUGGACUUUAUGCGUUCCUGUCCAAGCCCGAACAAGUUAUUUCCUGAAACGGUUAGACGUCCCCUUAGAGACCUGGUUACGGGAGUCUGCCCGCGUAUAUCGAGUGCCAAAAGACUUAGAGCGGCUGACUUUCAGGCAAGCAAUGCAGAUCAUCUACGGACAGUUUAUGACAUGGGUAUUACGAUGGUUUCUCUAGGCGAAGGGAAGGUGCAACUGCUGCAUAGCUUCUUCAAUGCCAAGUCCCCUGAGGACGCCGAACGAGGUCUCAUCUUCAUGCAGGAAAUGGUCGAGCUUUCCAAAUCGAAUGCCAUUCCGAAGACGCAACUGCAGGAAGUAUCAUUCCAGCGAAGCGGUGAGGAGCUCCAGGUGCUCAAAGCGGGUCCAAGUCAUUUCGGGCCGGAACUGACGGGAGAUAUGUCGAUUUCCCAGAGGGCGGUGUUCGCCAGUCCGUCCAAAGUUUGCACAAGCCUUAAAAACAGCAGAGAGCUUAAAGGUAGAAUAGCCAUUCUAGAGCGGGGUGAUUGCACAUUUGUGGACAAAGCACGAAGGGUUCAAGCAGCCGGUUCCGUAGCCGCCAUCGUGUACGACAACACACCGAACACCUCGAUCGACAAUCAGCAGAUGUUCGCCAUGUCCGGCGACGGGCAGGACGACGUGAAAAUUCCAGUGGUGUUCCUUUUCACCAGGGAAGCCGAAGUGCUGCUCGCGGCUGUCAAAGCGGAUCCCAAACUUGAGAUCACCCUGAGGGCCGUGAAGGAGCUGAGUGAUCUGCAUUCCUCUUCCUCCUCCGGUGCGGCCGCGAAAGCAUAUUCACAAAAGACGGAAACCAAGACUGAAUCUGCCCAGACCUCCAGCAGUAGUAGCAGCAGCAGCAGUAGCAGCGAAUCAAAAUCAAACAAGCCAUAAUAGUAAGCGUGCGGCCUUCGUCGAAUGCUGAGGGCGAUAAAAAAACACGACUAUAGGUAAAAGUUGAGAUAACAAAACAAAUUGGCAUUAGCGAAAAAGUUGACGAAACAGUGUAUAAAAGUUUGUAAAUUUUCCUUCGAGAGAACACUGUGCAAAGAUGAGACUAGGUAUAUGGAAGAGAGAGUAUGCGAGUGGACGAAACUGUGCAUUUUUUCUUUUUCAAAGUGAUACAUUUGUUGACGAGAAGUAUAAAGUGUAAUGUGAUGCAGUUUAAAUGUUGCAGUACUGUGAGUAGUUAAGACUAGUGUAAAGUUUUAUAGCAUAAGUUAGGUUAAUAUAAUAAAUGAAAAUUGUGAGAAUGGCAGCAGGUUGUUAUGCAAUUAAGUGAAGGAAAGUGUUAGUAACAUAUCAGUUGGAUAAACGAUUGUUGAAGAUGAGGCGGAUUGGUCGAGCUAAAGUGUUCCAAACCGGUGCUAAUCAAAAAAUAUUCACUGUAAAAAAAGAGAUACAAACGAAACGUACUGUACAUAACUUACCGGAUUUUACUAAAUCAUGAAACUGACGUAGAACGACUGAGGCUGAGCGGGAAUGGAGUUCCGUAAAACAGUCAAUCCGCACCCCAUUCGCCACAUCUCAGCUGAAUAGCAGUUUUAGAAUACUUUCGCCUGUACAUAGCAAGGAAUUAUGGAAAAGAUUUUGAUACCUUCCAAGAAGUCAUUUCCUAUAACAGCAGUCGCUAGUUAGUCACAAUCAAGAUGCAAUAUGAUAAAGAAUUUAUCUUAAAUCAUAGAAAGUAAUAGUUGUGAAUAAAAAAGAUAUAAUUGCCUGCUAAGCGAUAAGUGAUUUCUUAUAUCCCUGUUCUAAUUUUGUAAAUAAAAACGAAUGUUUUACGAUAA